AGACACUAACGAAAACCACUUAACGGAUUUAUUAUCGACCUUUGUGUUUUGUUCUUAACAAAGUUAGAGGUAAUUAUUUUGCUGUGCUCAUUCAACUUUCUACGUGAAUGGUCUUUGCCGAGUGGAAAGUUAAGGCCAGAGCCACGUGCUUUCACCGCGUGAAACCAGGCGCAGAAAAGAAGUUUAAAGUUUAAUGUGGCUGUAAACGCUUUUGGAUGGCAGUGCAGUUGCUCGAGUUCGUCUGAAGAAAAAAGCUUGUUAGUGUGCUUCGGAACAAGUGCCAUACGUACAACGCUGUUAGGCGAAACGUGAUGAAGUUCCUCAUCGUUAUCGUCUGUUUGACAAUCGGCAUCCACGCAGGUUUCCCAAAGGGCAGUGGUCAGGAUGGUGGCUUCUCGGGAGGGUUUGGGAGAAACUACGGAGGGGGUUUCAGCGGGAGCCGUGGUGGCGGUGGCAGACAUAGCAGACAGCAGCAGAAGGGGGCGAUCCUUCUUGUGAAACAAUCGCCAGACAGCCACAGAGGUGGCGCGGGCCGCUCUUUAACUGUUUCCGGGCCGACACACGUCGUGCGAACGAUCCAUCAUAUUCAGCGAGUCGAUAAUGGUGGCCAGGUUCUCGUCAGAAGUGGCGGUAGUAGCGGAAAACAAAGCGCUGAACCUAAAUACCUAUUGCUAAUCAAAACAGAUCAGGCCUCGCAUGGCCGCGGAGUUCAACGACAGCAACGACACAUGCAGCAGCGGGGUGGAUGGUAGAUCGUGAUGUAUCCGGGUGACAGCAACGAUAGUGUAGUGUCCUGUUGACUGCCCGUGAUAGCCUGGUGGGUAACGUAUUCAGUCGCUAUUCUCAGGAACACGUGGUCGGACAUGCGAGCAUAGAUACAUAACACUUCGUUUUAUACCGGGUGCCAGCCGUCUUCAGCCGGGAGUGCUUAGCAGCGACGCCAGACGUAAAAUUCGAAACAUUUAGACAUUUUCUUGGGGGAACUGAGUGGUUUUAGCAUCUUGUAAAGUCUCUGCCGGUCGUUUUUAUCCAAAGUCAGUUCUAAAAUGUGCCUAGCUAGGUCACCGUUUAUAGGACUCAGCCUGCUGCGCAGCACUAUACUGGCGUAUGGCUACGAUCCGUAAGUGCAAAAAACACUUGACUGUGUAGAUACUGUUGCUGUUACGACGCCCUAAACUAGAUGAUACUUGUCUAGCGACAGAGGGGAUAACAGGUACGAGGUGAACGAAACGCGAGAGAUAGAAGAGCAUGAUCGAUGGAGCAGAUCUCGCUAGAAACGUGCACCUGAGUUUGCUUGCUUAUUAGAACGAUGUACCUGAAUAUGAACGAAACAAUAGGUUUCAGCUACAUGAAAAAUUCGUUUUCAUUAUGUCGCAGUUAGACCAACUUGAUAAGCUAGAAAUUCAUUGAAUAAGAGCCAAAGUGAUAUGGACCAUAGAGGCCAUUCAGGUCACUGGAGCAAAUACACUUAGACAGCAGAAAAGCGAGAGGAUCCUGUUUUCUACUGAGGUACUAGCACUCAUAAUAAAAGCCAAGAGAUUAUUUAUCUCAAUACAACAUCUCGCGACAGAACUGAUAGUUUAACUUUUGUAAAUGCUUAUAGAUGGUGACUGAACGUUUCAAAUAUGUAAACGUACUAAUGUGCACUCAUCGUCAGAUCGAUCAGUGGAUCACGAGACGCAAACGCGAACGGAAACAGCCAUGUAAAUAACAAGAAUAAUAAUUUGGGAAAUUGGUUCGCGAAUGG
Messenger RNA from Varroa destructor (honeybee mite), 1747 nucleotides. RefSeq lists its product as uncharacterized. The record is from RefSeq and is a predicted model, not a curated record. NCBI's taxonomy places the organism in Eukaryota, Metazoa, Arthropoda, Arachnida, Mesostigmata, Varroidae.